Molecule: messenger RNA, 918 nt
Organism: Musca vetustissima
Lineage: Eukaryota; Metazoa; Arthropoda; Insecta; Diptera; Muscidae
Product: peritrophin-48-like
Exons: 2
Cellular component (GO): extracellular region
Molecular function (GO): chitin binding
Source: RefSeq, a predicted model, not a curated record
AUGCAAUUUGCCAAGCACCUUCUAAUUUUUGCCAGCCUAUUGGCCAUGGGCCAUGGUUUGAGUCUUCCACAGCUACGUGAAUCCAUUACCGAAAUUGCCCAAAAUGUCUUGACCUUGUGCAAUGGCCGCCAUAAUGACACCCGUUUUGCCGACUACAAUGACUGCCACAAAUUCUAUGUGUGCAGCAAUGGCAUUGCCCACGAAUACAAUUGUGAUGAGGGUUAUCAUUUCGAUAAGUACACCCUCUCCUGCAUGGAUGGCAGCGAUUGCCAAAAUAAAGAAUUCCCCGAUGAAUGUGUCGAUGGCAGGGUGCGGGCCGUUGAAGGUGAUUGUUUCAUUUACCAGUCAUGUGUCAAUGGCCAAUAUCAAAAUAUUAAAUGUCGUACGGGUCAUUACUUCGAUGCCUCGAAGUUGUCAUGCCGACCCAUUACCUAUAAUGCCAAUUAUAAAUGUAAUUGUGUUGUGCCCGAUCAUACGGUUAUGUCAAAUUUCGAAAAUUGUGAAACCUAUUAUGUGUGUGAAGAUGGUGAAGCGGUGCUGAACAAAUGUCCCUUGGGUGAAUAUUAUAAUGCCACCUAUAAUACAUGUGUGGAGGAUUUGGAUGGUACAUGUCUGAUGGAGCCGACAAAAGCUCCUCUGCGCCAACAAAUGGAAAAAUUUGCCAAGACCGCCGUGGAGAAUUUGUGUCAAAAUGUAGCCGCAGAUGAGGUGGCAUUCUAUGGUUCCGACAGUGAUUGUAAUCAAUUUUUGGUUUGUUCCAUUGGCCAGCUAUUCGUAAAGAGGUGUCCUCAGAACUUCUAUUUUGAUGCCAAUUUGAAAUAUUGCAUAUUCGAUGGCGAGCAUAAAUGUCAGGAGAAUGGUCAGUUGGUGGCGGCCGCUAGCAAUGCUGAAGAGAGUCAAACGAUUCCCGUGCCAAAA